Messenger RNA from Apaloderma vittatum (bar-tailed trogon), 798 nucleotides. RefSeq lists its product as uncharacterized. The record is from RefSeq and is a predicted model, not a curated record. Lineage: Eukaryota; Metazoa; Chordata; Aves; Trogoniformes; Trogonidae. The annotation marks the transcript as partial. The transcript has a single exon.
AUGAUACACUGUGGAAAAAAACAUAUCUGUGCUGCUGUUCCAUGUAUUCUUAUUUUUGCAAGCAUUUUAAUCUGUUCCUGGAAAGAUCUUCACCUCCUGAAAAACACAGCUAGAAAAAUCCUCCACCAGGCAACAACUGCCAGUCCAGCACGUCAGCUGUGUAGAGGAAAACCUGCUCAAAAUAUAAUAACACCAUUAAAAGAUAACAGGACUUUUAUUAUAUCCCCGUACUUUGAUGGCAGAGAAAACAAAGUCACUCGUGUGAUUGGGAUUGUUCACCAUGAAGAUGUAAAACAACUAUACUGCUGGUUCUGCUGUCAGCCUGAUGAGAAGAUCUAUGUAGCAAAAGCGAGAAUUGACGUUCAUUCAGACAGAUUUGGAUUCCCCUAUGGUGCUGCAGAUAUAGUUUGUUUGGAACCGGAAAACUGCGAUCCAACAUACGUAUCGAUUCAUCAGUCUCCCCAGGGAAAUAUCGACCAGCUGCCAAGAUUUGAAAUUAAAAACCGCAAGGCUGAGACAUCUUCUAUUGACUUCACUGUAUGCAUCUCUGCCAUGUUUGGAAAUUACAACAAUGUCUUGCAGUUUAUACAGAGUAUGGAAAUGUACAAGAUUCUUGGGGUACAGAAAGUGGUGAUCUAUAAGAAUAACUGCAGCCAUCUGAUGGAGAAAGUCUUGAAGUUUUAUAUGGAAGAAGGAACUGUAGAGGUAAUUCCCUGGCCAAUAAACUCACACCUCAAGGUUUCUUCUAAAUGGCAUUUUUCUAUGGAUGCAAAAGACAUUGGCUACUAUGGACAAAUC